Carassius auratus (goldfish) is the source of this 1108-nucleotide messenger RNA. RefSeq names its product lys-63-specific deubiquitinase BRCC36-like. The coding region runs from base 39 to 902 and encodes 287 amino acids. The transcript is spliced from 8 exons. Gene Ontology annotation, molecular function: protein binding; cysteine-type deubiquitinase activity; metallopeptidase activity. Gene Ontology annotation, cellular component: BRCA1-A complex; BRISC complex. The record is from RefSeq and is a predicted model, not a curated record. Gene Ontology annotation, biological process: protein K63-linked deubiquitination; DNA repair. Lineage: Eukaryota; Metazoa; Chordata; Actinopteri; Cypriniformes; Cyprinidae.
UGUCGGAAGGAAUUGAGUGUAGCGCAUGCGCUUUGCUGAUGUUUUUGCUGAAGUUCUCUACAGUGAUAAACAAACAAAUCAGAGAGAAAAACACUAGCUGUUUGAUUGUGCUUUAUAUAAUGGCAGUGAGCGCUGUACAUUUAGAGUCAGACGCAUUUCUAGUCUGUAUGAAUCACGCUCUGAGCACGGAGAAAGAGGAAGUAAUGGGGCUCUGCAUCGGCGAGGUGGACACAAACCGCAUUGUGCACAUUCAUUCUGUCAUAAUUCUGCGUCGGUCAGACAAGAGGAAAGACCGAGUGGAGAUUUCCCCCGAGCAGCUGUCAGCCGCCUCUACUGAAGCCGAGAGGUUGGCUGAGAUGACGGGACGUCCCAUGAGGGUUGUGGGCUGGUACCACUCUCAUCCACACAUCACUGUGUGGCCAUCACAUGUUGAUGUUAGGACUCAAGCAAUGUAUCAGAUGAUGGAUCAGGGUUUCGUUGGCCUCAUCUUCUCAUGCUUUAUAGAAGAUAAAAACACUAAGACUGGUAGAGUUCUGUACACCUGCUUCCAGUCAGUACAAGCCCAGAAAGGCUCAGAGUAUGAACGGAUUGAGAUCCCCAUCCAUGUAAUCCCACAUGAAGCCAUUGGGAAAGUAUGUCUAGAGUCUGCCGUGGAAUUACCCAGAAUCCUCUGUCAAGAAGAACAGGAUACAUACAGAAGGAUUCACAGUUUAUCUCAUCUGGAUCCAAUCACAAAGAUACAUAAUGGAUCAGUGUUCACUAAAAACCUGUGCAGUCAGAUGUCGGCCAUAAGCGGCCCGCUGCUGCAGUGGCUGGAGGACCGUCUGGAACUGAAUAAACACAGUAUCAUCAAACUCCAGGAAGAGAAAGAGCGACUGACACAAGAACUGGCUUCAUUAUAAGGAGAAUAAAAGGAAGCAAUGAGAGUUUUAACAGAUCUGCCCUACUGCCAUAUUUUAAUCAGGAAUCAAUGGGAGGGCAAAUACCAGAUGUCUGUAAUUUCACAUUCUGGGCCUUCAGCACAUUUGUAAUGCUCUAAAAAAUGUCUUGUUGCUUCCAUCCAGAGAUUUGAAUUACUGUCUGACUCUGUCAUAUAUAUAUAUAUAUA